GCAGCACACCCCCUUGCCCUAACCUAAUCACCAACAAGGGUAGCAUAACCCCCAACCACAGACCGGUUAUAGUGUCAUAUACCAAUUUAAGUUACUUGAGUACAUAUAGGAAUAAUAACAAUAUUGUGUUAGUACUCUAAAAUUAUGAAUGAUAAAUUCACUGUUAAAAGAUUCAUGUCGGCCUUCAAUACAAAAAAUAAUAUAUAUAUAUAAAUCUUGGUGUUCUUCAAUCUGAAGAAUUUGAAUUUGAGCAAAGUGUGAAAAUGUUAAACAAGUUGUUUGUAACUCUGUGAUAUGACAAGAAGAGUUAGUCAAGUGUGACUGAUGGGAAGAAACAAUAUUCUUGCUUCAUGAAUGUUUUGUAUGUGGUGAUACUAGCUGGAUAGUGUUGGUUAUUAAUGACUUAAAACGUUUAUCACAGCUGGUGAAUAAACUAUGUCUGCUGUCCAUAUUGAAAAUAUCAUAUCAUCGCUAAAAUUCCUCAGUUCAGCCAGCAAGUGAAUGAGGGAGUUGCAAGUAAAUAAACUAAUAUGGAAGUGUUCCUGUACAGGUCCAGUUUUCUACGAAUGUAUAGUGAGAGGCUAUGGAAUUUAUCGACUCCUACCCCUGCUCCUUCAAGCAACGUCCAGUUCAAGCACAAAAUGUCAGCAGAUUCCUCGCAUAGUGAGGAAACUGUAGCUCUGGGUAGUGAAUUCUGCUCUGGGUACAUUGACACCAUGGGCAAGUGGACCAAUGGUUUCUACUGUCCCGGAGAAUUGGCAGAAGAACAAUUUUGUUGUGGCACUGCCAAUUUUAAGUACUGCUGCGCCCAAAGGGAACAGGUCCUCACUCAGGAUACCUCCAGACUGCCAUUGUUACUGGGCGUAAUGUUUGGUGCCGUGACGGCCAUCUUGAUAGUCACUGUUAUGAUGUGCUGGUUCUGCGCAUGCUGUUUCUUCUACAAGAAGCGCCAACCUCGUGUCAGUGGCGGACCAUUAUAUCGGAUGCACUGCUCCUCUACAGCUAGUGGAGUGGCCAACAUGUACUCAUUUUCAAAUCCAAAUAGUUUGGCCACUACACCGUUAGACUCUGCAGUGGCUAGCUCACGUCUUCUAGUAGAUCUUGAGCCGGUAGUUGCUCACUCUAUAGUACCAAAUGAGACUCGUAGUAUGAUGGCGCGGGGAAACACAUUCUCAAGAGAAGCGUGCUCAACUGGGAUGGACCUACAUGUCAGUGAAUUAGGAGAGAUGAAUGAUAGGGUACCAGGAACGGGAACGAGCGUAAAGUCACCAGGACCACCUCUGUCUUUCAGUUCUUCAAAGGACGAGCAACACCAAGACACGACAGUGAAGGGUCUCAGUCAUGGAACAACCUUCAGACAGCAGAUAUUCAACCCUGCAAGGCCACUACACACAUCGACCAGUCUAGAGUUGCAAUCAUCGCCAUGUGUGAUAUCAGAAACUCCUAUCUGUGGGACAACUAAGCUUGAACCACAGCUUCCAUCCAGUACUUUCACAUUUACAAGUACAGGCGUAACCACAGCUACGUGUACGACUUUCAACCCUUCGUCUACCGCAAAGCCUGCAGGAAGUAUUUCUCUUGCUGCUCAAGCCGCCGUUUCUGGGGCAGGGCCUGUUCUGCUAGCGGCAUCUAGCACACCAUUGGUGACAACCACUGACUCGAGAGAACAUGAUGCUCUGUAUCAUUCCACAAAGUUCUGAGGGGUAUAAUUUUUAUUUUAUUUUUUAUACUGCAGUCGACUGUAAAUUACCGUCAUAAUUAUGUAAUUAUUUAAUUUAUAUUAGAAACAAGUAUUUUACUUGUGCAAUGACGCGUUCUGUAUCCUUGGUUUGGGCCCGUGAAGGAUCUAUGAAAUGUAAAUAAAUUCUAUUAUAUUCUGAAAUUUUGUACAGGUUUAAUUAAGUUUGUCAGCACUUUAGAAUUGUUUCCACAUGUCUUUGUUAUUAUGACUUAUGUAUUUUAAAUCAAAAACAAACUACUUACCAACACCAUUGUUCAGUGUCUUCCAUUAGCAGUUUGAGAUAUAUUCAGAAUAUCAAGUUCUCUUAUCUUCUGGGACCCAAAGAUUUAUGUUAUUACAAUGUUCGCAGAAACUCACCAAACGAUCAAAGACUUUGCCCGAUUUGAGGCUUUGCCUUAAGUGUGAAAUUAAUAAAACACCAUUAAUUAAACCCAUAAACAACUAAAAAGACAAGAUAUAAAAUAUUUUCAGUUAUGUGGUAAGUUGUUUGGAUAGAACUGAAUUUUUGCAUUAUGUAACACCAAUUAAUUAUUAUAUUACACUUAUUCACAUGAGAAUAAUAAUUAUGUAAUGAAUAUCCAAAGUGAUCUAAUAAUUUGCUUGUUUGUUCAUAUCCACGAUUGAAAAUCUUAUAAAGCAGCUCCAUUCUUCUUGAUCUUAGUCCGUGUAGUCUGGGUAGUUAGUCAUCCUCGGUGGACUAGUGGUUAGCGUGCUUGCCACUGGACCCUAAGGUUUGUGGGCCAAGGAUGAUGGAUUUUUAAGG
Zootermopsis nevadensis is the source of this 2504-nucleotide messenger RNA. RefSeq lists its product as uncharacterized. Gene Ontology annotation, biological process: regulation of short-term neuronal synaptic plasticity; regulation of AMPA receptor activity. Gene Ontology annotation, cellular component: postsynaptic density; dendritic spine membrane; AMPA glutamate receptor complex. The record is from RefSeq and is a predicted model, not a curated record. NCBI's taxonomy places the organism in Eukaryota, Metazoa, Arthropoda, Insecta, Blattodea, Termopsidae.